Messenger RNA from Hyaloperonospora brassicae, 1101 nucleotides. Lineage: Eukaryota; Oomycota; Peronosporomycetes; Peronosporales; Peronosporaceae. The record is from the annotation of a GenBank genome assembly.
AUGCGAGUCUUGGGGCUGCUGCUUCUGUUGACCCUGCAGUCGGCAGCGACGGCCACGAACUCGGCGGCGAUUGACUGCGUGACCAAUCAGGACUGCAGCGAUGGCGAGACGUGCGUGGCGGGCGACUCGGCGACACCUGUCCAGUCGUGCGUGGCAGGCGCCGUGUGCGGCGGUUCGACGUCUGGAAACUGUCCUGGCAACGCUGAGAGUGGGCAAUUGGCCUGCCUGUUGCAUGAGGGCAUUUACAAGUGCUUGUCCAUUGAUCGAUGCGACGAGUACUUUGGGGGCUCUGUAUGCAGUGCCGGUUGCAAGGUGAAUGGAGAGCAGUGCAGUGGACACGGAUCGUGCAGUUUGCUGUCAAUGACUUCGGAUGCGACGCCGCAUUUUGGCUGCACGUGUCUAGACGGCUAUAGCGGCGACAAGUGCGAGUCUGGAUGGAGUGAAGGCUCGAGCGCGACGUCAGGCUCGAUUUCCCGGGAUUCUAGCGGCGCUAGCAGCACGUCGGGUUCUUUUUCCAAGGGAUCUGGCAGCUCCAUCAGCACGUCUGACUCUUUUUCCAGGGAUUCUAGCGGCUCUAUCAGCACGUCUGACUCUUUUUCCAGGGAUUCUAGCAAUUCUGCCAGCGCGUCUGACUCUUUUUUGAAGGAUUCGAGCUCGUCGAUGAGCUCCUCUGCCAGCACGUCUGCGAGUACCUCCAGCGCUGGCAGUAUGGCAAACUUGACAUCAGGUUCGAUGAGUGGCGAAUCAUCCAGUCAUUCGUCGUCUGCAACCGGCUCACAAAAGGAUCCUUUGUUGCCGCGGACUGCUGUAUCGGCUGAAGACACUGGCGAGAAGGCGACACCACAUUCGGCCAACAGCGGAUCGACAGCGUCCGAAACGGAUUCAGGUGGCACAAGUUCUGCGGUGUUUAUCAUUAUCGGCAUACUAGCGGCCUGUACGAUUGUCGGGGCGCUCAUGUUCGCUUUGUUUUCACGAAAGAAGAAACGGGAACAAGAAGCAGAAGCUGGUGGCUUUGGGGCGUCUGCUGCAAGCAACGGAACACCAGCAGCUUUGACUAGCUCAGGGGCCGAUACACCAAAGGGCAAUAUUGUUGUCAUGUAG